Amblyraja radiata (thorny skate) is the source of this 464-nucleotide messenger RNA. RefSeq names its product IgG receptor FcRn large subunit p51-like. Gene Ontology annotation, cellular component: external side of plasma membrane. The transcript is spliced from 5 exons. NCBI's taxonomy places the organism in Eukaryota, Metazoa, Chordata, Chondrichthyes, Rajiformes, Rajidae. The record is from RefSeq and is a predicted model, not a curated record. Gene Ontology annotation, biological process: immune response. The coding region runs from base 36 to 464 and encodes 142 amino acids.
CUGAGGCUGGAGUUCAGCCCGAGGUGAGCAUCUUCAUGUCGGGGAAUGGGCGCCGCGUGUGUUGUUUCACCACGGCCUUCUACCCGCGCUCCAUCGAGGUGAACCUGGUGCGGGACGGCCUGGUCCUGGAUGAGAGCCUCUCCCACGGGACGCUGCCCAACCACGACGGCACCUUCCAGCAGCGCCGCUGGGCCCACGUGGAGCCCGGGGACACGGCCCCGCUCUCCUGUCGUGUGGAGCACCCGGGGCUGUCCGAGCCCCUCGAGGUCUUCCUGGUCCGCAAGUCGGGCAUCAACGUGAUGACCAUUGUCCUGGUGUUCGCUGUCCUGGUGCUGCUGGUGGCCGUGAUCGUGGGGGGAGUCCUCUACUGGAAGAAGACACAAGCUCUGCCCCCGGGUCAACGUGACCUCCCGCCCGCCGCAUGUGUCUGCAUCAUCCUCCGGGCACCUCCACCCGUGGCCUGA